AUGAGAUUGCGCCCCACUGAGCCAGCGCGCCCCCUUUCGCAUGCCAUGAUGCAAAGUAACCUUGGAAAGACGCUUCAAACACCACCUGUCCAGUGGUGUCAGUCACACCGGAGGAGGUCUCGCGUUUCCUUCACCGAUGUCCUCCUCGUCCGCCUAGUCAACGCGCUCAGCAUCGCGACCUUCUUCCAACCGGACGAGUACUUUCAGUCUCUCGAGCCAGCGUGGGAUCUUGCAUUUGGGUCUGAAAGCGGCGCUUGGCUCACUUGGGAAUGGCACUAUCAACUACGCUCCUCGCUACAUCCCAUACUCUUUGCCAUUCCAUAUUCGCUCGUUGACCAUGCAGCACGCCUUCUCAACAUUUCUCCCGCCUUGCGCUCCAGCAUGCUCAUUGCGGCACCUGCGAUCCUGCAAGCCGUCAUUGCCGCGCUAGGGGACUGGUACACAUUAAAGCUCGCCGCCAACAUAUAUGGCCAAGAUAGCCUCAAUGCCAACGUCGCUCUUAUGCUGCAGCUUGUCAGCCCGUGGCAAUGGUAUUGCGCGUCCCGUACCUUUUCCAACUCCCUCGAAGCUUCCCUCACCACCAUGGCACUCAGCUACUGGCCGUGGUCACUUCUUGGCGCUGCCACAACGACAAAGGAGAACCCAAAGUCUACUGAUCCUCUAACUUGGGGCGGUACCAUUGGGCGCCUUCGCAUCUGCCUAUGUCUAGCCGCGCUAGCCAUUGUGCUGCGGCCUACCAAUGUUCUCAUCUGGAUCACCCUCGCCGGCCUCACAGUAUCGCGUCUGUCUUUCCACGGCGCCUCGCCCCUCACCUUGUCAACCAUUAUGGUACUUGCUCGCGAGGCCAUUCUAUGCGGCUCCUUUAUCCUUGGCCUCUCCUUGCUCGCUGAUCGGGCAUACUUUGGCUUCUGGACCCUACCAGCGCAUAACUGGCUUAACUUCAACAUUACUAAAUCGCUGGCGGUUUUCUAUGGUCAAAAUCCGUGGCAUUACUAUUUACUGCAGGGCAUCCCACUGCUCUGCACCACGAUAUUGCCGUUUGUAUUGCCCGCGCUCAUUCUCCCGCAGACAAUGGGCACCGCUGAGCUCAAAAAUACGCAUCGUGCCCUGGCCGCUGCGGUCAUUGUCACAGUGACCACGCUGUCAUUCAUCUCACACAAAGAAGUGCGCUUCAUCUACCCUCUGCUGCCGAUUUUCUCUGUCCUGGCAGCACCGCGUGUCACCUCCUUUUUCACGUCUGCUGCCAAGCCAGCAACGGGCAAGGGAACAGCUUCCAAGCGUCAGGUCCGCAACCAGCGCUACCUCAUAGCCGGCCUCGCUUUGAAUGGUGUGUUGGCCGGUUACCUUUCCUACUUUCAUCAAGGCGCGCCCAUCCAAGUGCUCUCGUUUCUGCGUCAAGACUUUGAGCGUAUCCAUAACACCGCCAAAGCGGCGCAACAAAACCACGAGACGGAGUUGUUUGCCCUCUUUCUAAUGCCGUGCCAUUCUACGCCAUGGCGUUCGCACUUGGUGCACCCAGACUUGCACGCAUACGCGCUUACCUGUGAUCCGCCGCUGCACACCAAUCCCAACACUGUUGAGAGGGACACGUACCGAGACGAGGCAGAUCGGUUCUACGAUGACCCCGUCGGCUUCCUGCGCCGGGAGCUGUUUUUGGCGACGCCAACAGCGCCGGCGGUGUCUAUCCCCGGGGGGCGCAGUCCGCAGGCGGUGCCGGGCCUAUUGAACCCACCGCGUUACAUUGUCGGCUUUGAAGGCGUGGAGGACUACCUAGUGGAAUUCCUCACCACGACAGAGGAGGGUAAGGCGCUGGGUUUUAGGCUGCGACCCGUGUGGACCGGGUUCAAUGGCUUGUUCCACGAGGAUUGGCGCCGCGCAGGAAACAUGGUCGUCUGGGACACUGGCAUAUUUCAUGACGCCCCCAGUGGGGUCUAA
Messenger RNA from Cordyceps fumosorosea ARSEF 2679, 1935 nucleotides. Its product is annotated as Alg9-like mannosyltransferase. Bases 1 to 1935 code for a protein of 644 amino acids. The record is from RefSeq and is a predicted model, not a curated record. Gene Ontology annotation, cellular component: endoplasmic reticulum membrane. Lineage: Eukaryota; Fungi; Ascomycota; Sordariomycetes; Hypocreales; Cordycipitaceae. Gene Ontology annotation, molecular function: alpha-1,2-mannosyltransferase activity. Gene Ontology annotation, biological process: GPI anchor biosynthetic process. The transcript has 4 exons.